Eleginops maclovinus (Patagonian blennie) is the source of this 2526-nucleotide messenger RNA. RefSeq names its product glycerol-3-phosphate acyltransferase 3 (gene gpat3). Bases 216 to 1547 code for a protein of 443 amino acids. The transcript is spliced from 13 exons. The record is from RefSeq and is a predicted model, not a curated record. Gene Ontology annotation, biological process: triglyceride biosynthetic process. Gene Ontology annotation, molecular function: glycerol-3-phosphate O-acyltransferase activity. NCBI's taxonomy places the organism in Eukaryota, Metazoa, Chordata, Actinopteri, Perciformes, Eleginopidae. Gene Ontology annotation, cellular component: endoplasmic reticulum.
UAAGUCACUGGUUCUUGUUCCCCCUCUCUUUGGCAGCGUUGGUCUUCCACACACAGAGGGCGUGGUUUACGGUCUGCUGACUCUCUGGGUGUUGGGAAACAAGACCAGUAACUCCAGCAGGGAAUCAACUCCAACAGGGACAUUAACCCACCAACAGGUUCUCUGGUCCUGUGGUUCUCUGGUUCUACAGGCGAUGGCGUGACCCUGGAUCUCUGAUGGAUGACCAUGUGGAGGACCUGUGGUGUGUUGCUGUGUGGGUUUUCCAGGCCUGGAUGUUCGUGGUGCUGUUCCUCAUCAUGUUGCCCGCCAUGUUCGGGCUCUCUCUGGGGGUCACCGGGGUCUACAUCCAGGUCCUGGUCCACAUCCUGGAGUGGGCGACGCUGCGAAUCCAGAGAGGCCGGCAGCACGAGCCCAGCGUCCCCGUCCCCCUGCCCAACGGAAUCAUUGAGCGUGGGGGGGGCUCCAUGGAGGAGGAAGUGGGGCGCCUGCGGGGGCCCGGCCCCCCGACGGGCGGUCACUUCUCCCUCAGCGACGCCCUGUUCUUCUACCAGACGGGCCUGGAGAGCAUUGUGGACGACACGGUGACUCAGCGGUUCUCCUCCGAGGAGCUGAACUCCUGGAACCUGCUGACCAGAACCAACCAGAACUUCAGAUACAUCAGCCUGCGCCUCACCCUGUUCUGGGGGGUGGGGGUCUGCGUCCGCUACGGCCUGCUGCUGCCUUUCAGGAUCACUCUGGCUGUGAUUGGUCUCUCGUGGCUCGUCAUAGGAACGGUUCUGGUGGGUCUGCUGCCUGAGAGCAGUGUGAAGAACUGGCUGAGUGAGCUCGUCCAUCUGACCUGUUACAGGAUCUGUGCCAGAGGACUGUCUGCCACCAUCCAGUACCACAGCAAAGAGAACCGGCCUCAGAAGGGGGGGAUCUGCGUGGCAAACCACACCACCCCCAUCGACGUGGUGAUCCUGGCCAACGACGGAUGCUACGCCAUGGUGGGUCAGGUCCACGGGGGUCUGAUGGGGGUCCUGCAGAGGUCCAUGUCCAGGUCCUGUCCUCACGUCUGGUUCGAGAGGUCCGAGAUGAGAGACCGCCACACCGUGACUAACAGGCUGAGAGCUCAUGUCGCAGCGAGGACUAAACUCCCCAUCCUCAUAUUUCCUGAAGGAACGUGCGUGAACAACACGUCGGUGAUGAUGUUUAAGAAAGGAAGCUUUGAGAUCGGAGGAACCAUUUACCCUGUCGCCAUCAAGUAUGACGCUCGCUUUGGAGACGCCUUCUGGAACAGCGCCAAAUACAACAUGGUGAGCUACUUGCUGAGGAUGAUGACCAGCUGGGCCAUCGUGGUCAACGUGUGGUACCUCCCCCCCAUGGAGAUACAGGACGGAGAGGACGCGGCUGAGUUUGCUAACAGAGUGAAGUCUGCCAUCGCUGAUCAGGGAGGACUGCUGGACCUGGCCUGGGACGGGGGGCUGAAGAGAGGGAAGGUGAAGGACUCGUUCAGAGAGGAGCAGCAGAAGCAGUACAGCAGCAUCAUCACAGCCACGGACCAAUGAGCCGACCGGAAACAGAAAAUGAAUCCCUGGGAAGAGAGCCUUAAAACGUUUAGUACAAUGCUUCCUCCAACAGUUACAAAUGAUGGUGUGACCGGUAAAGAUCUCCCAGAUGUGGGUAUUUUAAACAUGAUUUGGAUGAAAGCAUUCCUUCAGUGCGAUAUAUUCUCAGUGUCCCGAAACGCUCCCAGAGGAACAGAGAGGAAGCUGGACCAAAGUAAAAUGAGAAGCAGGAUAUAGAUCAGUAGUUUUAGCGGUGAUUAUGUGCAGAAUUAUAGAGCAGAUUCCUCCCUCUGACCGUCCUCCUGAUCAUCUGAUUUAUCUUCUGCUAGUUGUGUGUCAAAUGUAGUUGGUCUUAUUUUAUUUUACCAGAAAUAUUUCCAAAAUGUAGUUUCAACAAUGAUUUUACAGUUUUUCUCUAUUGCUUAAACACAUUUUGUGAUACUGCCCUCACUUUUCACAAAACUCUAAACACAAAACACUUUUCUAAAGCUACGUACACACAACCUCACAGUCUCUUUUCAAAACCAACCCAUCACACCAAAACAGUUGCUCAUAUGCUCAAAACCAACCCAUCACACCAAAACAGUUGCUCAUAUGCUCAAAACCAACCCAUCACACCUAAACAGUGGCUCAUAUGCUCAAAAGCAAACUUUGACACCACAAUACCACUCAAGGCCUGCAAAAAUGUAAACACUACUGAGCAUCAUUAACCACGUUACCCAAAAAAUUGAAAACACCAUUUUCAGUGUGAGACUUCUUUUUUUACAGUUUCACAACUGCCAGGAUGCAUUUGAGCAACCCUUAUUUAUUCUCAAAUAUGUAUUGGGCAUUUACUAUAGAUUUGUGCAUUUCAUAGGAAUAAUGAAUAAUACAUAAAAUGCAGUAAUAUCACAACGUAAUGCAGAAAAUGAGUACUGUAAACUCCAUGGAGGAUCCAUUACACACAAUAGAUAAAGUACAGUAACAAUUGAAAACACAA